UAUGGGCAAAAAUAUUGAAUAAGAAGAAGUUGAUAGGAAAUAGACCAAAGAGUAGGUUUUGACAAUAAAAAAGAAUAGAAUUACAAAAAUUGGCAAAUCCAUAAAGAAACUGGUGGUUCUAGAUUAAAAACAAAUAAAGAAGGCAAUAAAUGCUUUAUUAAAAUACCGAGAAUCUACUCACACUGAUAACAUCCUGGACAUUAAAGAUGAUUUUAUUUAUUUAGAAAUAGUAUUAAACAAAUUGCCAAUUAAAUAUUCAUUAAGACCUGUAUAAAUGUAAAAGAGUAUGACUAAUUAAAAUUAGAUAAUUGCCAAAUGCUAUUUACAAUUAAGAGAUGAAUUCUAAAUUUUGUAUAAUUAGUACAAAUCCUUAAAGAUAAUUCAAAGAUUAAAUUUGUGAAUUUGAUAUUCCUUUGAUCUAAAAAGUCAUAGGAUAUGGUAAAUUGAAUAAAAAAUACCCAACUUAUACAGAUAAGAGAAAAUUAUUUUAUGAAUAUGAUUAAUUCUUUUGUGAUUAAAGGAUAUAUGGAAAUUUAGCAAAAGGUCUAGGAAAAAUCUUUUAUGAUCGAAAAAAGUAAUGAAAUUUUAAUGUUUAGAAUACCAUUUCCAAUCAAUUGUGAAAAUAUUACUUAAGAAGCAUUGAAUGAAUUAUAAAAUUUCACUUAUUUUAUAUAAGGAAAUGGUCCUGUAUAGUAAUUUAGACAUGAUAAUUUAGUACUGUAAAAAUAGGGAGAGUUGCUUAGACAGCAGAAUAAAUAACAUAAAAUGUAUUGGCAGCAGCUUAUGAAGUUUUACCUCAUGUGUUGUAAGAAAAGGGGAUGAGUUUAAGUUGCUUAAGAUAAUUAAAUGUCAAGUUAUCUAGUUCAGUAUCCUUACCUUUCUAUACCAGACUUAGUGUUAGAGAGAUAGAAGCUUGGAAAAAUAAAUGAU
Molecule: messenger RNA, 930 nt
Organism: Paramecium pentaurelia
Lineage: Eukaryota; Ciliophora; Oligohymenophorea; Peniculida; Parameciidae
Source: the annotation of a GenBank genome assembly